AAACCGGAUGUGAGGUGGCUCCCAAGGAGCAAGCCAAAGAUAAACACGUAGACACACCAACAGGGGCCAGGGUUUGGUAAAUGUUACAGGGAGGGUAGUGUAGCAUGAUGGAAAUGGAGUAGCUGGCGACAAUUUGAAGAUUUUGGCACGUAAGGAGACAUUCGUCGCGUUAACGAAGGAGCAAGUCUUCCGCAGAAAUCGAGUAAUCGCAUCUGAGUCCAAAAUGGUGCGUGCAGCCUUGGUGACCGCCACUAGUCUGGCGCUGACUGGAGCUGUGGUGGCGCACGCUUACCUCCUCAAACACCAGUUCUACCCCACUGUGGUCUACCUCACCAAGAGCAGCCCCAGCAUGGCGGUGUUGUACAUUCAGGCGUUCGUGCUGGUGUUUCUGCUGGGAAAAUUCAUGAGGAAGGUCUUUUUUGGACAGCUAAGGGCUGCAGAAAUGGAGCACCUCAUCGAACGCUCCUGGUACGCGGUGACCGAGACGUGCCUGGCCUUCACUGUGUUCAGGGAUGAUUUCUCCCCUCGCUUCGUCGCCCUCUUCACCCUCCUGCUCUUCCUUAAGUGCUUCCACUGGCUGGCCGAGGACCGGGUGGACUUUAUGGAGCGAAGUCCAAACAUAUCCUGGGUUUUUCACUUGAGAGUUUUAUCUCUCAUGGGACUGCUGGCGGUCAUGGACUUCCUGUUUGUCAACCAUGCCUGUCACAGCAUCAUUACCAGAGGAGCUUCAGUCCAGCUAGUGUUUGGAUUUGAGUACGCCAUCCUGCUGACAAUGGUGCUGACCACAUUCAUCAAAUACAUCUUGCACACCAUUGACCUGCAGAGUGAGAACCCCUGGGACAACAAGGCCGUCUACAUGCUCUACACCGAGCUCUUCACAGGUUUCAUCAAAGUGCUGCUGUACAUCGCCUUCAUGACCAUCAUGAUAAAGGUUCACACCUUCCCCCUGUUUGCCAUCCGCCCCAUGUAUUUGGCUAUGAGGCAGUUCAAAAAAGCUGUAACGGAUGCUAUAAUGUCCCGGAGAGCCAUCCGCAACAUGAAUACACUGUAUCCUGAUGCUACUCCCGAAGACCUGCAGGCCUCGGACAACGUGUGCAUCAUCUGUCGGGAGGAAAUGGUCACUGGAGCCAAGAAGCUACCCUGUAAUCACAUUUUCCACUCCAGCUGCCUGCGCUCCUGGUUCCAGAGGCAGCAGACGUGUCCCACCUGUCGCAUGGACGUCCUCCGAGCAUCCAACAACAAUCAGGCUCCAGCUCCAGCCCAGGCUCCGCCCCCUGCCCCGGCAGCCCCCGCCAACGCCCCUGCAGCCCCGCCUCCUAAUGUGGCUCCAGGCAUGCUUCCAGGCUUUCCUCCUGGCAUCUUCCCCUUCUGGGGUCCCUUCCCCGCGGUGCCUCCUCCCGCCGCCGCCGCUGCACCUCCAGCUCCCGGCGCCACCGACGCUCCCCAGAGCAGCACAGAGGCGACGCAGGCGGCCGGCUCCACUCAGCCCACGUCAUCUACGACAGACUCCGCUACAGCAGCAGCAGCAGCAGCAGCAGCAGCGGCUGCAGCAGCUCCGGGAUCAGCAAUGCCGGGCUUCCCCUUCUCUUUCCCACCUCCUCCCUUCCCUACCGCACCAUGGCUGCCUAUGCCGCCACCUCCUCCCUUUGUGUCGUCGAUGCCCCCUCCCCCUCCGUCUCUGUCUCGGCUGUCGGAAGAGGAGCUGAGGGAGCUGGAGGCGGAGGGACGCCGGGGACUGGAGGCCAGACUUCAGUGUCUCCAAAACAUCCACACCCUGCUGGACGCCGCCAUGCUCAACAUCCACCACUACCUCAGCACCGUCGCCACGCUCACUCCUCCUCGGGCUGAGGCCAGCGCCGGAGAAGCCAGUGGAACAAACCACACUGCGUCUCCUCCUCCAGCCGCCAGUAAGAGUCCCAGUAAGGAGAAGGCCUCCUCCUCCACCUCCUCUGUCUCCGACGAAGCGAGUGGAGCCACCGUCUCCUCCCAACCCGCCGACUCCACCUCCGCCUCCUCGGACCCGGACAGAAAAGAGAAGAUGGACGACGGGGAGGUGGAGGACGAGGACGGGGAACCGAGCGCCGCCGAGCUGAGGCGCCGCCGCCUCCGCAAGCUGGAGACGUCGUCGUCCCCCCCGCCACCAGACAACUGAUCGUUCGCGUUCUGACUCGGGACAUAUCGCCGUGGACCGACGGGCACCCUGAGCUGACAUGUGGCUGCUUUGGUUCUUCAUUGCCUCUCUUCCUCGUGGCUGCUGCCUUCCUCUGGCUCAGGUAUCUUAAGUGUGUCGAGUUGGACUCAGGCCGUCGGAAGGCGCCUCUGGACUCUUUCUGUGUCAGGAAGCAAUAGCCCCCCCCCCCUUUUUUUUUAUGUUUUGAUUCCAACAUUUUUUUUCCCACUAAGAAGGACUUCAGUAAGAGAUGUACUACAGGUGUUUGUAAGUUUAAUCAGACUGCGGAGGAGUUCUCGUUUGAAACCCAGUCGAGGUUGAUCAGUGAAGGAGGUGUUUGGAUUUGUGUUUGCUCGUUUUUUUUUUCCUUUCGAUGACGUCUUUGUCUGCACUUUCUGUUUAACCCGGCGUACAGGUGUUCCCAUUCACCACAUCCACGUGUUACAUCGUUAACAGUGAACUCGGAAUCGAGAGAAUCCGGUCGACAAUUUCCGCUUUCUUUUCCUUUUUAAUGCGUCGCCGCUCUUCUGUUUUCCUGGGUUCUCAACGUGUUGCCACUGCAGACACUGUAACAUACUGAUUUAUUUGAAUGUGUACAUACUGUAUAAAGAGUUUUAAUAGGAGGAUCUGUACAUAAUGCAGAAUAAACUGACUGAAAUAGCAGCGGCACGGCACGGAUGUGGGUUUGAAUGUCGGCAGGCUCGCGCUGCGGAGGUGCCGUUGUGUUACAGUGUGAGGUUCGUUAAGUGUGAGCACCUUUCUUUGGGUUUUCUGUUGCUGUUAUAUUAAAAGUUGCUACUGAUCUAAAAGAACAACAAAAA
This is a messenger RNA of Mugil cephalus (flathead mullet), 2991 nucleotides long. RefSeq names its product synovial apoptosis inhibitor 1, synoviolin (gene syvn1). NCBI's taxonomy places the organism in Eukaryota, Metazoa, Chordata, Actinopteri, Mugiliformes, Mugilidae. The coding region runs from base 224 to 2152 and encodes 642 amino acids. The transcript is spliced from 16 exons. Gene Ontology annotation, cellular component: cytoplasm. The record is from RefSeq and is a predicted model, not a curated record.